Messenger RNA from Drechmeria coniospora, 1713 nucleotides. RefSeq names its product kinesin. The transcript is spliced from 2 exons. The coding region runs from base 1 to 1713 and encodes 570 amino acids. Gene Ontology annotation, molecular function: ATP binding; microtubule binding; microtubule motor activity. Gene Ontology annotation, biological process: microtubule-based movement. The record is from RefSeq and is a predicted model, not a curated record. Lineage: Eukaryota; Fungi; Ascomycota; Sordariomycetes; Hypocreales; Ophiocordycipitaceae. Gene Ontology annotation, cellular component: kinesin complex; microtubule; nucleus.
AUGUCCCUCACCGCCGCGAGCCGCGUCAGGAGCCGUGCUAAGCAUUCUCUCAAGGCCGACCACGGCGUCAUGUCCCCCCCGAGACGCCACCUCCCGCAGCCGUCGUCGCUCCCGCAGGUGCCCGACGUCGGCGCCGUCCAGCUCUCGUGCGACCCCUCGGCCGAGCACGUCGUCGUCGUGUCCAUGUACGAGGUCCACAACGACCGCAUCUACGACCUCCUCACCCCGGCCUCCAAGUCGGCCGCCACCAAGGACUUCCGCCGUCGUCCGCUCCUCUUCAAGUCGACGGAGCUGUCGCCCGACCGAAAGGUCGUCGCCGGCCUGCGCAAGGUCGUCUGCACGACCCUCAAGGACGCCGUCAUGGUGCUCGAGGCCGGCCUGCUCGAGCGCAGGGUCGCCGGUACCGGCAGCAACAGCGUCUCGAGCCGGAGCCACGGCUUCUUCUGCUUCGAGGUCAAGAAGCGCCGGCGCGCCGGGAGGGGCGGCCUCUGGGCCGGGAGCAAGCUCACCAUCGUCGACCUCGCCGGCAGCGAGAGGGCGCGCGAGGCCAAGACGCAGGGCGCGACGCUCGUCGAGGCCGGCAAGAUCAACGAGAGCCUCAUGUACCUCGGGCAGUGCCUCCAGACGCAGAGCGAGGUCGGCAGCUCGAGCAAGCAGCCCAACGUCGUGCCGUACCGCCAGUGCAAGCUCACCGAGCUGCUCUUCUCCAACUCCUUUCCCUCCUUCUCCGCCUCGAGCCAUUCCCACGGCCCUCGCCGGAACCCGCAGCGAGGCGUCAUGAUCGUCACGGCCGACCCCCGCGGCGACUUCAACGCGACCUCGCAGAUCCUGCGGUACAGCGCGCUCGCCCGCGAGGUGACGGUGCCGCGGGUUCCCUCCGUCACGGCGACGAUUCUCGCCAAUUCACCGCCGACGACGGGCAACCCCCUGCCGCCGCCGUCGACGGCGCAGCACCACCCGAGGCCGUUUGUGCCCCCCGGAACGAACUCGUACCGCAACUACACGCCCCCGAUGAACGCCGACGAGCGCGCGACCAUGGAGAUUGCCGCCCUCGAGAUUGCCCGCAUGAGCGACGAGAUUGACCAGCUGCGCGACGAGGCCGAGCGUCACGCCGAGGCCCGCAUGACGGCCGAGGCCCAUCUCCUCAGCAUGGAGGACCGCAUGCUCGACCUCGAGGCGGCCAUCCGCGACGACUGCGCGACCGAGUUCGAGCAGCGCUUCACCCUGGAGCUGGCGCGAUUCAAGGCCUCGCUCGCGCUCGAGAAGGAGCGCAACGACGAGCACUGGGACCGCAAGGUCGAGGUCCUCGAGCGCGGCCUCGACCUCGACGCCGCCGUCGGGGACGGCGAGGGCGACAAGGAGAACGUGCUCGUCGAGGACCUCGCCCAGGAGGUCGAACGGCUGCGGCUCGAGAACAACAUUCUCAGGCGCGAGCUCUCGAUCCGCAACCCGAGCAAGCGGACGCCGCUCGCGGACCGCGACGACUUUACGCCGACGGCCGCCAGCAGCGGAGCCAACUCGCCCAGCAGCGUGCCCAACAGCGUCACCGGCAGCGGCGUGGCGAACCUCGGCCGGAAGCUCGAGCGCAUGCGUCUCGCGAGCGGCGCAGGCGACGGGGCGAAGACGGCGACGGGCACGAGCAACGGCAGCCCGACCAAGAAGCUGCGCAAGCUGGGCGCGAAGCGAUGGGAGGAGAUGGACGACGUGUUGUAG